This is a messenger RNA of Papaver somniferum (opium poppy), 977 nucleotides long. Its product is annotated as transcriptional regulator SUPERMAN-like. Lineage: Eukaryota; Viridiplantae; Streptophyta; Magnoliopsida; Ranunculales; Papaveraceae. The transcript has a single exon. The record is from RefSeq and is a predicted model, not a curated record. Bases 43 to 579 code for a protein of 178 amino acids.
UUUGCAAUCAUCCACAAGAAACUACUUUCCAUCAACAACAUCAUGGAAUCAAAUCAUGGACAAGACGAGACACCAAAGAGUUCUAGCGAAGAAAGCAAUAACAAUAAGCUCGAUAACGAUGAUAAUCAAGUGGUCAACAAGGAUGAUGUUGCAGCCGGUACUACUCGAUCUUACUAUGAGUGUGUAUUUUGUAAGAGAGGUUUCACUACUGCACAGGCCUUAGGUGGACAUAUGAAUAUCCAUAGAAGAGAUAGAGCUACUAGGGUACGAGAACAACCUGUGGUGCCCGUCAAUGUUCUUUGUUCUCCUCCUCCCAUGUCAUCAGGCCUGCAGCAUAUUGGAUAUGCUGGACCGGGGUUUCCCUCGCCGGCUACUAAUCAGUACUCACCAUGCCAAAUGUAUUUUCCUCCUUCAAGGUCGACUACUAACAUAACUGAAAAUGUUCCUAUAGAUUGGUGUACAAAUUUGAGCUUAAAUAUCGGCACUUCAUCACAUACAGAAGAAACCGAAACAAUGAUAGAUGGAAAAGAUGAUGAGUUGGAUUUAGAGCUUCGACUAGGUCAUAAUCGUAAUCCAUAGGAACUAGUGUAUAAAAUAAUUAAUUACUUACGUUAUAUAUGGACAAGAGGUGAUGAGUUUUUUUCUUUUUGAUCAUCAGACGUGAUGAGUUGAUGAUAGUAAGCAUAUGGUGCUCUACAUAGACAUGCAGAUUUUCAAGAGGAGCUAAGAGUGUGGGUGCCUAAAUUGCGGGUGCCAGAACGAGCAAAGAAUGAAGCAACGGCCAGAUCAUUUGAACAAGAGUGUGGGUGCCUAAAUUGCUCUUACAAUAUUAUCCAAAGAUAGUAGAUGAUUGAUUGUGUUGUCAUUGGACCAGUGAAUAUUUAGAUUAAGAAAAUUAAUGAGGGUAACAAAGAACGGCGUCUAGUAUGGGGAUCGACCUCUUACGAAUUUGCUAAUUAUAAACAUAUUUUAUAAGU